This is a messenger RNA of Aspergillus oryzae RIB40, 1140 nucleotides long. RefSeq names its product Hsp20/alpha crystallin family protein. The transcript has a single exon. The record is from RefSeq and is a predicted model, not a curated record. Lineage: Eukaryota; Fungi; Ascomycota; Eurotiomycetes; Eurotiales; Aspergillaceae. The coding region runs from base 1 to 1140 and encodes 379 amino acids.
AUGAGAUACUCAUACCAUUUUCAUCAGCCUCCACAGGCUUGGGAGAUGGAUGUGUCUAUGCUAGAGGACCAUCCUUUCUUUGCUCAUCACCAUCCUCCUCCGUAUGAGGACCACUUUGAAAUGAAGCAUGGGAAGUGCUUCAAAGGCAAGAUGCAUAAAGGGGAAAAGGGUAUGAGAGGUAUGGGAGAUGAUGAAUUCCCCGAAAUGCCCAGAUGUGGGUUCGGUGGUCGUGGUGGCCGUGGAGGACGCCACCAUGGUCCUUAUGGUCACCAUCAUCAUCACCACCCGUAUGCAUUUGGAUUUGCUGGUCAUCAUGGCCGUGGAAAAUUCCACCCCCAUCCCCAUGGACAUAGACAUGGACAUGACUCUGACAAUGAGCAUGAGUUUGAACACGGAUUCCACCCGUGGACUAAACAUGGCAGAUCCGGACCCGGCCACCACGGCCGACCUGGCUUCCACCACCCUCACCACAAACACGGUGGUCCAGGUCCCCACUUCCACUCUCGGGGAGACUUUCACCGUCAAGGCCAUGGAGGUCCCAGACAUGAGCGGGGCCUAGGAAAGAAGCAUGGAAAAGGAAAGGGUUUCCAUCAUUUUGACAACAUGCACCAUAUGCACCACAUGCGCCCUUUCAGACGCGGACAUCAUCACUCACGAGACGCAGCCAGUUUCACGCCUUUAGUAGACGUCUUUCUUACAGCCACCCAAACUAUCGUCCAUGCUUCACUUGCUGGAGCUCAAAAGACGAAUCUGAGUGUUGGAUAUGAUGCUUCGCGCUCUCUGCUCCGUAUCGCGGGUGUUGUGCAUCGGCCUGAUGUGGAUGAGGAGAUGUAUAGAACUUUUUUGGUUGCGGAGAGGGGGUAUCUUUUGGGGGUGUUCAAGAGGGAGGUACCUCUUUCUCAUGGAGUGGUAGUUGAGGGGAUUCAGGCUCGACUGGAGGAUGGGGUUUUGAAGGUUAUACUGCCUAGGAUUGAAGGGGAGGAGGUUCAACACGGUAAUGAGGUAGAGGUGGAAAUGGUGAAUGCUGAGAAGGAAUUGUCGACUCCGGAUGAGUCUGAUACUGAAGGAGAAGAGGAAGAAGAACACGAGGAUGAAGGUGAGGAGGCUGAGAAGGAGUUUGUUAAGGUUGAUAUUCAGUGA